AUGGGAUGUACCUCCAGUGUUUCGCUGCCAGAAAGAAAGAUCAUCCUUCUUGGGAAAACAGAAGACGGCAAAAGCAGCGCUGGGAAUACAAUUCUUGGAGAAGAUGUGUUCACCACUAAAGCGUCGGCUUCAAAUGUUAUAGUUGAAUAUCAAAAAAGAGAGAGGAAGGUUCAUGGCAGAAAGAUCACAGUUAUUGACACACCAGGAGCCUUUGACACGGAUCAUAAUGAUGAGGAGACAAAAUCUGAGAUCCUCAAAGCUCUGAUUGAUUGCGCUCCUGAGGUCGAUGCUUUUGUCGUGGUCCUAAAGGUCGGAAGAUACACAGAACAUGAAAACGAGGUGGUACAGAAAAUCCUGAACACCUUCAAAGAUGAGCACGUCUUGAAACACACAGUGAUCUUAUUCACUUUUGGUGAGCAGCUAGAAGGCAAGACCACUGAAGAGUUUAUGAAGGACUGUUCACAGCUUCAGGAGCUGGUUGAUAAAUGUGGAGGUCGCUGUCACGUCAUCGACAACAAAUACUGGAAUAAACGUAAACGGGGCAACAAGAGCAACAAGGUACAGGUGAAAAAUCUGCUGGAGACCAUUGACAAGAUUGUGGAAGAAAAUGGCCGCUUCACCAGUGAGGUGCUUCUAGAAGUGGAGAAACACAUUCAAGAGGAGGUGAAGAAUAUAACCGAAGAAAAUGUGCCUCCAGAAGAGCAACGAGAAAAAGCAAAGAAAAUUGUUCAUUGCAAUUAUCUGAGGCAGUUUGCAGGAGCAGCAACAGAGGCUGUGCUUGGUGCUCUUAUCGGAAUCGGUGUUGUAGUAGCUCCAGUUCUGUAUAUUUUAAAAUCAUAUUUAACUCUAAAAACAGCAUUUGCAGAGGCGGGUGUAGGAGCAGCGGUGGCAGAAGGAGCAGUAGCAGGUGCAGGUACACUAGCUGCAACUGUGCUUGGAGCUGCCGCUUUUGUAGGAGGUGUGGCUGGAGGAAUUUCUGGUUGGAAAGCAGCAGCAGAAGCUGAAUCUGUGUCUGAUGCCAUAGCAAAGGCAGCAAUGGACACCUGGGAGAAUGGAACAUUUCUGAUAGAGAAAGCAGAAGAAAUGGUUGGUCUUAAUAGCAAAAUGGCAAAUUUAUAA
Messenger RNA from Sinocyclocheilus rhinocerous, 1119 nucleotides. Its product is annotated as GTPase IMAP family member 7-like. The record is from RefSeq and is a predicted model, not a curated record. The transcript is spliced from 2 exons. NCBI's taxonomy places the organism in Eukaryota, Metazoa, Chordata, Actinopteri, Cypriniformes, Cyprinidae. Bases 1 to 1119 code for a protein of 372 amino acids. Gene Ontology annotation, molecular function: GTP binding.